Molecule: messenger RNA, 891 nt
Organism: Eimeria mitis
Lineage: Eukaryota; Apicomplexa; Conoidasida; Eucoccidiorida; Eimeriidae
Exons: 5
Coding region: 1-891 (296 amino acids)
Source: RefSeq, a predicted model, not a curated record
AUGCAGCAGCAGAUGCAGCUGAUGGAUGCUGCAGCAGCAGCAGAUGCUACAGCAAGGGAGGUAGUGCAGCAGCAGCAGAAACAGCAACAGCAGCACCAAACCCAAUGGGUAGCAGCAGUCGCUGCUCACCUGCAGCAGCAGCAGCAGCAGCAGCAGCAGCAGCAGCAGCAGCAGCAGGAGAAGGGGAUGCAGCAGCAGAUGCAACUGAUGGAUGCUACAGCAGCAGCAGAUGCUACAGCAAGGGAGCAGCAAAAGCAGCAGCAGCAGCAACAGCAACAGCAGCAACAACACCAGCAUCGGCAACACCAGCACGAGCAGCAGCAACAACAGCACCAGCAGCAGCAACACCAGCACCAGCAGCAGCAACACCAGCACCAGCAGCAGCAACACCAGCACCAGCAGCAGCAACACCAGCACCAGCAGCAUAAACACCAGCCCCAGCAGCAGCAACAACAGCCCCAGCAACAGCAACAGCAACAGCAGCAACAACAGCCCCAGCAGCAGCAACAGCAGCAGCAGCAGCAGCAGCAGCAGCAGCAGCAGCAGCAGCAGCAGCAGCAGCCCCAGCAGCAGCAACACCAGCACCAGCAGAAGCAACACCAGCACCAGCAGCAGCAACACCAGCACGAGCAGCAGCAACAACAGCACCAGCAGCAGCAACACCAGCACCAGCAGCAGCAACAACAGCACCAGCAGCAGCAACACCAGCACCAGCAGCAGCAACACCAGCACCAGCAGCAACACCAGCACCAGCAGCAGCAACACCAGCACCAGCAGCAGCAACAGCAGCAGCAGCAAAAGCAACAGCAGCAGCAGCAGCAGCAGCAGCAGCAGCAGCAGGAGCAGCAGUACAGUGAGGGGGUUGUCUUGUCCGUAUUUAGAGGAGCCUAG